Chaetomium strumarium is the source of this 891-nucleotide messenger RNA. RefSeq lists its product as uncharacterized. The record is from RefSeq and is a predicted model, not a curated record. The transcript is spliced from 2 exons. The coding region runs from base 368 to 730 and encodes 120 amino acids. NCBI's taxonomy places the organism in Eukaryota, Fungi, Ascomycota, Sordariomycetes, Sordariales, Chaetomiaceae.
CAUGCCCACAAGAGCAGCACAAGACAACCCCCCGGUUGACUCGAAACGCUACCCAACGUGUUGUGUACGACGUCAUCGCCUGACAUCACACAUAUCAGCACCCCACAUCAAAACUUUCGGUCCCUCGCCGAGGAUGGCAAUCCAAGGUCGCUUGCAAAUGGACGCAUACAUCGAGCAAAGACCUUCCGAAUCUUGUCUCUACAUAAUAGAUUGAUUCUGUUCUCGGUCGAACAAACUCCGUAUCACCUAGCGUGACGGAGAACUCCAUUGAUACGCCCAUUGAACUCAUAGUAUAGUCCACACGGCCACUCCGGACUCUUCCUUAAUAAUAAAACAGAGCCAUCUUACAAUCCACAAUCAGGAAAAGAUGGCACACAAGAAGCCCCUCCGGCAAUUAGCCGCCGAGAAGGUCCGCGGUAAGGGCGCCAAUCCCACCCUGAUGGGCGAUCCCAGCGACCUCAAAGCCGAGACGAGCGACGCGCCCGACGACUCGGUCGAGGACAACAGCCCUUCUUCUCCUCCUCCUUCCACGUCCGCGGACAGCGGUAGCAAGGGCGGUAAGCAGGGUCUGGGAAGCGGCAACGCCGGCGUGGACUUGACGGUUCCCCGUGCGUCGCUCGAGGGUGAUCCCAAGGCGGAGGGGGAGGAAAAGGGGGUGGUGGUUGGGAUUGGCGAAGGGGCGGGGCCCAUUGGAGGGGUGAGGAAGGAAGGGUCUAAGUCCAAACUGUGAUGCGUUUUGCUUUGUGCUUUUGUCUUCUCCCUGGGCGGAAGGGGCUAAGCGGGAGAUUCGGAAUCAACUGAGGUGAGAAAGUCCCUCUCCGGGAGGGAUGGUGGGUGAGGCUUUGCUGUGCGUCUUUGUCGCUUCCGCGUCCCUGUUCAGUGAUGUUUACC